AUGGCCCCCAAAACAGUUUUGAUCACUGGCUGCAGUGAGGGUGGUAUUGGAGAUGCUCUUGCAAAAUCCUUUCAUCGCCAAGGUCUUCGAGUUUUUGCUACAGCUCGAAAUCUUGCUAAAAUCGAACAUCUUAAGAAGUUAGGACUUGAGACUCUUUCACUAGAUGUCACAGAUUCAACAUCUAUCAAGGAGGCUGUUGAUGCAGUAGCAUCAAAAUCUGGAGGGAAAUUGGAUUUCCUUGUGAACAAUUCCGGUGCUGGUUACGCCAUGCCACUUCUAGAUUCUGAAGUAUCAGUUGCUCAAAGGAUGUUCGACAUCAAUGUCUUCGCUCUCGUAGCAGUGACACAGGCAUUCUCGCCACUUCUUAUUUCCUCCAAAGGGACAGUUAUUAACAUCGGCUCAAUCGCUGGCGUUAGCCCUGGAUAUUGGCAAGGAUAUUACAAUGCAAGUAAAGCAGCAGUAAACUUAAUUACUGAUCAGCUUCGUCUUGAACUCGAACCUCUCGGUGUUAAAGCCAUUCUUGUAAUGACUGGUGUGGUAAAAACCAACUUUUUCGACAAUCAACCAUCGGUCAAAUUACCAGAUAACUCGCCAUAUGCCCCGGCGAGAGAUAUAGUUGAAUCGGCUGCGGCAGGACAUGCCGUAUUGAGCAAUGCAGUGGAUGUCGAUGUUUAUGCCAAUAAAGUAGUGAAGAACGCUUUGAAAAAGCAUCCACAGACACAUCAAUGGGCUGGUGGAGAUGCUUGGGUGGUUUGGUUCGUCUCGACCUUCUUGUGGCAUACUAUUUGGGAUUUGUUGCUACCCUCACGAUGGAGUAUACCAGAAUUGAAGAAGAAACUUCUGGCGACAAAAACAGGGUAG
Molecule: messenger RNA, 861 nt
Organism: Botrytis deweyae
Lineage: Eukaryota; Fungi; Ascomycota; Leotiomycetes; Helotiales; Sclerotiniaceae
Exons: 3
Coding region: 1-861 (286 amino acids)
Biological process (GO): phosphatidic acid biosynthetic process; triglyceride catabolic process
Cellular component (GO): lipid droplet; endoplasmic reticulum
Molecular function (GO): acylglycerone-phosphate reductase (NADP+) activity; triacylglycerol lipase activity
Source: RefSeq, a predicted model, not a curated record